UCUCUUCAGCCAAUAUCUGCCUUUGACCUGAACCUGAAACCCGGAUCAUUCGUAAGAAUAAUGGGAGACAUAUUACCUGAUGCCAAGCACUUUACAAUAGAUAUCGGCGAGGAUGAUAAUAACUUUGCACUGCACUUCAACGCACGCUUCAACUACCUUGGUAGUCAUAAAGUCAUCAUCCUCAACACCAAGCGUGGUGAAUAUUUUGGGAGGGAAAAAAAGAUGAAGCACUUCCCCUUUGUGCAGGGCACCAGAACAGAGAUUUUCAUAGCAUAUGACGAGAAAUUCUUUGUGAUAAAGCUACCUGAUGGCUUUGUGUACAGUUUCCUGAAUCGCACUAACACAAACAAAAUUAACUACGUGGGAGCUCAUGGUGACUUUGCAGUCAGAUCAUUGGCCUUCGAAUGACCCUCCAAAUCAAGCCAGCUU
Molecule: messenger RNA, 429 nt
Organism: Vombatus ursinus (common wombat)
Lineage: Eukaryota; Metazoa; Chordata; Mammalia; Diprotodontia; Vombatidae
Product: galectin-1-like
Exons: 3
Molecular function (GO): carbohydrate binding; laminin binding
Source: RefSeq, a predicted model, not a curated record